AUGAACUGGGGUGCACUAGAGGCCCUCAUCAGCGGGGUCAAUAAAUACUCAACUGCCUUUGGUCGCGUCUGGCUAUCCAUGGUCUUCGUCUUCCGGGUGAUGGUGUUUGUGGUGGCAGCCCAGCGGGUCUGGGGUGAUGACAGCAAGGACUUUACCUGCAACACGCUCCAGCCUGGUUGCAGCAACGUUUGCUAUGACCACAUGUUCCCCAUCUCUCACGUCCGCCUGUGGGCCCUGCAGCUCAUUUUCGUCACCUGUCCGUCCCUGAUGGUGAUGGGGCACGUCAAGUAUCGCGAGAAGAAGGACAUGCAGUACACUACCUUACACAAGGGUGCCCAUCUGUAUGCCAACCCUGGAAAGAAACGUGGAGGGCUGUGGUGGACAUACCUGUUGAGUCUGGUUUUCAAGGCAGGCUUUGACGCCGGCUUCCUCUACAUCCUGCACCACAUCUAUGAAGGCUUUGACAUGCCCCGCCUGACCAAGUGCACCCUGUCUCCAUGCCCCAACACGGUGGACUGCUACAUAUCCCGUCCCACCGAGAAGAAAAUCUUCACCCUCUUCAUGGUGGUUUCCUCUGUUGCCUGUAUCUUGAUGUGCAUAUGUGAGAUGGCGUAUCUAAUCUGCAAACGUAUCCAGAAACUUGUUAAGAAGAAGAUUGCCUCAGAGAGGAAGGAGUUCGCAGAGAACCACGAGAUGACACGGCUGGCAGCGCCCAGGUCAGAUUUCAGGUCCAAAACAUCACUCAGAGUGGAUCCCACGAUCUCAAUGCACAACCUCAGUAACAUCAACACUGAGAAAGAGGCAUCUGAGAAAAAAUAA
Molecule: messenger RNA, 819 nt
Organism: Scomber scombrus (Atlantic mackerel)
Lineage: Eukaryota; Metazoa; Chordata; Actinopteri; Scombriformes; Scombridae
Gene: gjb9b
Product: gap junction protein beta 9b
Exons: 2
Coding region: 1-819 (272 amino acids)
Biological process (GO): cell communication
Cellular component (GO): connexin complex
Source: RefSeq, a predicted model, not a curated record